Molecule: messenger RNA, 9288 nt
Organism: Myotis davidii
Lineage: Eukaryota; Metazoa; Chordata; Mammalia; Chiroptera; Vespertilionidae
Gene: UBR3
Product: ubiquitin protein ligase E3 component n-recognin 3 (putative)
Exons: 40
Coding region: 53-5359 (1768 amino acids)
Biological process (GO): protein ubiquitination; ubiquitin-dependent protein catabolic process via the N-end rule pathway
Cellular component (GO): ubiquitin ligase complex; cytoplasm
Molecular function (GO): ubiquitin protein ligase activity; zinc ion binding
Source: RefSeq, a predicted model, not a curated record
GACGGCCAACUUCGUGGCCUACCGCUGCCGGACGUGCGGCAUCUCCCCUUGCAUGUCUCUGUGCGCCGAGUGCUUCCACCAGGGCGACCACACGGGACACGACUUCAACAUGUUCCGCAGCCAGGCCGGGGGCGCCUGCGAUUGCGGGGACAGCAACGUGAUGCGGGAGAGCGGGUUUUGCAGAAGACAUCAAAUUAAAUCAAGUUCAAAUAUCCCUUGUGUCCCCAAAGACUUACUCAUGAUGUCUGAAUUUGUGCUUCCAAGAUUUAUUUUUUGUCUUAUUCAGUACUUAAGAGAAGGCUAUAAUGAGCCAGCAGCUGAUGUACCAUCAGAAAAAGACCUUAGCAAAGUUCUUCAGCUUUUGGAACCUCAAAUUUCCUUUUUAGAAGAUCUAACUAAAAUGGGAGGAGCAAUGCGGUCUGUUCUUACUCAGGUUUUGACAAACCAACAGAACUACAAAGAUCUGACUUCUGGUCUUGGAGAAAAUACUUGUGCAAAGAAAAGUCACGAAAAGUACCUUAUAGCUUUGAAGAGCUCUGGACUUACCUAUCCUGAGGAUAAACUUGUAUAUGGUAUACAGGAGCCAUCAGCUGGCACUAGCACUCUGGCAGUUCAAGGUUUUGCAGGUGCAACAGGGACAUUGGGACAACUAGAUUCUUCAGAUGAGGAGGAUCAGGAUGGAAGUCAAGGUCUGGGCAAGAGAAAAAGGGUCAAACUAAGCAGUAGCACCAAAGAUCAAUCCAUAAUGGAUGUUUUGAAACAUAAAAGUUUCCUAGAAGAACUAUUGUUUUGGACUAUAAAAUAUGAAUUCCCUCAGAAGAUGGUAACUUUCUUACUCAAUAUGCUUCCAGAUCAAGAGUAUAAGGUUGCUUUUACAAAAACUUUUGUUCAGCAUUAUGCCUUCAUUAUGAAAACACUGAAGAAAAGUCAUGAAUCAGACACGAUGUCUAACAGAAUUGUUCAUAUUAGUGUUCAGUUGUUCAGCAAUGAGGAGCUAGCAAGACAGGUAACAGAAGAAUGUCAGCUGCUGGAUAUUAUGGUCACUGUGCUAUUAUACAUGAUGGAAAGUUGCCUUAUUAAAAGUGAGCUACAAGAUGAAGAAAAUAGUUUACAUGUGGUAGUGAACUGUGGAGAAGCAUUACUGAAGAAUAACACUUAUUGGCCUCUUGUCAGUGAUUUUAUUAAUAUUCUUUCUCAUCAAAGUGUGGCUAAGAAAUUUUUGGAAGACCAUGGUCUGUUAGUUACAUGGAUGAACUUUGUAUCUUUCUUUCAAGGUAUGAACUUAAACAAGCGAGAACUAAAUGAGCAUGUGGAAUUUGAGUCUCAGACCUACUAUGCUGCCUUUGCUGCUGAACUUGAGGCAUGUGCACAGCCAAUGUGGGGGCUUUUAUCACAUUGUAAAGUGAGGGAAACCCAAGAAUAUACUCGAAAUGUUGUUAGAUAUUGCCUUGAAGCUCUUCAAGACUGGUUUGAUGCAAUUAACUUUGUAGAUGAGCCAGCUCCCAACCAAGUCACUUUUCAUCUGCCACUACAUCGUUACUAUGCUAUGUUUCUGAGUAAGGCUGUGAAAUGUCAAGAACUAGAUUUGGAUUCUGUUUUACCAGAUCAGGAAAUGUUAAUGAAACUAAUGAUUCAUCCACUCCAAAUUCAAGCAAGUCUUGCUGAAAUCCACAGCAAUAUGUGGGUAAGAAAUGGUCUGCAAAUUAAAGGACAAGCCAUGACCUAUGUUCAGUCUCAUUUCUGUAAUUCCAUGAUCGAUCCUGACAUUUACCUAUUACAGGUUUGUGCUUCUAGACUUGACCCAGAUUAUUUUAUUUCAUCUGUCUUUGAAAGAUUUAAGGUAGUGGAUUUGUUGACAAUGGCGUCGCAACAUCAAAACACAGUGCUUGAUGCAGAGCAUGAGAGGUCGAUGUUAGAAGGCGCUCUUACAUUUCUUGUGAUUCUUUUGAGUCUUCGUUUACAUUUAGGAAUGUCUGAUGAUGAGAUUCUUAGGGCAGAGAUGGUAGCCCAGCUGUGUAUGAAUGACAGGACACAUAGUUCAUUGCUGGACCUCAUUCCAGAAAAUCCAAAUCCCAAAAGUGGCAUUAUUCCGGGCAGUUAUAGCUUUGAAUCAGUUUUAUCAGCUGUAGCUGAUUUUAAGGCUCCUGUUUUUGAACCUGGAGGUUCUAUGCAACAAGGCAUGUAUACUCCUAAAGCUGAAGUCUGGGAUCAGGAGUUUGACCCCGUCAUGGUCAUUCUUCGAACAGUUUACCGUAGAGACGUGCAGUCUGCAAUGGACAGAUAUACAGCAUUUUUAAAACAGAAUGGAAAAUUCCCUGGAAAUCCUUGGCCUCCUUAUAAGAAAAGGACACCACUCCAUCCCAGCUAUAAAGGUCUCAUGAGACUAUUGCACUGUAAAACUUUACAUAUUGUGCUAUUCACUCUGCUUUACAAGAUUUUAAUGGAUCAUCAAAAUUUGUCAGAACAUGUACUCUGCAUGGUUUUAUAUCUGAUUGAAUUAGGACUUGAAAAUUCAGCUGAUGAGGAAUCAGAUGAAGAGGCAUCAGCGUGUGGACCAGAACGUUGUCAUGACAGUUGGUUUCCUGGCAGUAAUUUAGUAGCCAACAUGCGACACUUUAUAAACUAUGUUAGAGUGAGAGUUCCAGAGACUGCUCCUGAAGUGAAGAGAGACUCACCUGCAAGUACCAGCUCUGAUAGCUUGGGCUCUUUACAAAGUUCACGAAGGCCUAAAGUUCUUCAAAGAGAGAAUUCUGGUACAGCCCAAGUUUUCAGCUUAGUAGCAGAGCGUAGAAAGAAGUUUCAGGAGAUCAUCAAUCGUAGCAGCAAUGAAGCAAAUCAGGUGGUUCGUCCUAAAACUUCAAGUAAAUGGUCUGCUCCUGGUUCAGCUCCACAGUUAACUACAGCCAUUUUGGAAAUUAAAGAAAGUAUAUUGUCUUUGCUAAUUAAACUUCACCACAAACUCUCAGGAAAACAAAACUCCUACUAUCCUCCUUGGCUUGAUGACAUAGAAAUUUUGAUCCAACCAGAAAUUCCUAAAUAUAGUCAUGGAGAUGGUAUAACUGCAGUAGAAAGAAUUUUACUAAAAGCUGCAUUGCAAAGCAGAAUGAACAAACGUAUCAUUGAAGAGAUAUGUAGAAAAGUGACCCCUCCUGUACCACCCAGAAAAGUCACUGCAGCAGAGAAGAAAACAUUGGACAAAGAAGAAAGGCGACAAAAGGCUAGAGAGAGGCAGCAAAAAUUGCUUGCAGAGUUUGCUUCACGACAAAAAAGCUUUAUGGAAACUGCAAUGGAUGUUGAGAGAUUUUUCUUCUCAGAUUCUCCUGAGAAUGAUAUUCCUAUGGAGAUCACCACAGCAGAACCACAAGUUUCUGAGGCAGUAUAUGAUUGUGUUAUUUGUGGGCAGAGUGGCCCCUCCUCUGAAGACCGACCUACAGGAUUGGUUGUUCUGUUACAAGCAUCCUCAGUUUUGGGGCAGUGCCGUGACAACACUGAGCCAAAAAAGUUGCCUAUCACUGAAGAGGAACAGAUUUAUCCUUGGGAUACAUGUGCAGCAGUUCAUGAUGUGAGGCUUUCAUUAUUACAGCGUUAUUUUAAAGAUAGUUCUUGUCUCUUGGCAGUAUCAAUUGGCUGGGAAGGAGGUGUUUAUGUACAAACCUGUGGACAUACAUUACAUAUAGAUUGUCAUAAGUCUUACAUGGAAUCAUUACGGAAUGACCAGGUUCUUCAGGGGUUCUCCGUGGACAAAGGAGAAUUCACCUGUCCUCUCUGCAGGCAGUUUGCGAACAGUGUUCUUCCUUGUUAUCCUGGAAGCAAUAUGGAAAAUAACCUUUGGCAGCGUCCUAGUAACAAAAGCUUACAAGAUCUCAUAAAGGAAGUGGAGGAGCUGCAGGGACGGCCGGGAGCUUUCCCAGUAAGCAUCAGUUCUGAAACUAACUUAAGUAAGGAAAUGGAAUCUGUAAUGAAAGAUAUAAAAAAUACUACUCAGAAGAAAUAUAGAGACUAUAGCAAGACCCCAGGCUCACCAGACAAUGAUUUUCUUUUUAUGUAUUCUGUUGCUAGAACAAAUUUGGAACUUGAAUUAAUACAUCGAGGAGGGAAUUUGUGUUCAGGGGGUGCAAGCACAGCUGGCAAAAGGUCUUGUUUAAAUCAACUGUUCCAUGUAUUAGCCUUGCACAUGCGGCUUUAUAGCAUUGAUUCUGAGUUUAAUCCCUGGAGAAAGCUUACUCAGUUAGAAGAGAUGAAUUCGCAGUUGGGAAAUGAAGAACAACAGCCUGAGGUUCCAAUUCUUUAUCAUGAUGUUACAUCCCUUUUGCUUAUCCAGAUUUUAAUGAUGCCACAACCCUUACACAAAGACCACUUCACCUGCAUUGUGAAGGUGCUUUUUGCCCUACUGUACACACAAGCUCUUGUGGCACUUUCAGUCAAAUGCAAUGAGGAAGAUAGGUCAGCCUGGAAACAUACAGGAGCUCUCAAAAAGAAUACGUGUGAUGCAGAAAAGUCUUAUAAAGUGCUAUUGAGCUUUGUGAUAAGUGAACUAUCUAAAGGAAAGUUAUACCAUGAAGAAGGAGCUCAGGAGUGUGCAAUGGUUAGCCCUAUUGCUUGGUCUUCUGAAUCCAUGGAAAAAUACUUGCAGGACUUCUGCUUACCUUUCCUCAGAAUCACCAGCCUUCUUCAGCAUCACCUUUUUGGGGAAGAUUUACCUAGCUGCCAGGAAGAAGAAGAAUUUUCAGUUCUUUCCAGCUGCCUGGGACUUCUGCCAACAUUUUACCAAACAGAACAUCCCUUCAUCAGUGCCUCCUGUCUGGAUUGGCCAGUUCCAGCAUUUGAUAUUAUAGCUCAGUGGUGUUCUGAGAUAAAUUCAUUUACUGAAAGACAUGCAGAACAAGGAAAGGCCUUGCUUAUCCAAGAGUCAAGGUGGAAGUUACCACACCUACUACAGUUGCCUGAGAAUUAUAAUACCAUUUUUCAGUACUACCACAGAAAAACCUGCAGUGUCUGCACCAAGGUUCCUAAAGAUCCUGCUGUUUGCCUUGUUUGUGGCACUUUUGUAUGCCUGAAAGGACUUUGCUGCAAGCAACAAAGUUACUGUGAAUGUGUAUUGCAUUCUCAGAACUGCGGUGCUGGCACAGGGAUUUUCCUCCUGGUCAAUGCGUCGGUGAUCAUCAUCAUCCGAGGGCACCGCUUCUGCCUGUGGGGCUCAGUGUACCUGGACGCGCACGGAGAGGAAGACCGGGAUCUUAGGCGAGGCAAGCCUCUCUACAUUUGUAAGGAAAGAUACAAAGUUCUUGAACAACAGUGGAUCUCUCAUACUUUUGAUCACAUCAAUAAAAGAUGGGGUCCACACUACAAUGGGCUCUGACUCACCACCUCGGCACUGCAUUAUAUUAUCAUUUUCAUUAAGAAUUUAUCAACAAUAAGCUUUAACUUAAUAUGGGGGAUUAACACUUCUGCUGAGGGGAAAAAAAGAAAACUUACGUUAUGAAGCCUUUCCAAAAUUAGGUGCUUGGUAAUCACAUUAAUGGUAUAAUAAUUUUAAAAAGUAUCUGGAGAACAUAAGUUACAAGUUAAAUCAUUCUUUAGUGGUCAUUUAAAAAAAUCUACAAUUAAUAAGAAGCACAAUUUGACAAAAUUAUUUAAAACUGAUUCUCCCAGCAAUGCAUAUCAAUGAUUCAUUGAUACUUAGAGUGGGUGUGAUUUAUUUAAAGUUUUACUGCUUCUUUAUGUCUGUGUGUUAAUUUGCAUCUGCUAAACAUAAUGCAUCUUUUCCCCUCACCAUUCUUGUGUUGAUUUGAGAUUUUUGCUGUAUGUAAUUAGAAAAAAAUGUAAAACAUGAUUUAUGUGAAAUAUUGUAUAGUAAAAGUUGGUUUAAUAGUAGAACUUUAAAAUGUUUUCUUAUUGUGAGGAAUCUGUUAAAGUUUAAGGCUUUGCUGAAAACUUAAUUCAUUCUCAGGAAUUUCAUAAAUAUUCUCCCCAGGUAAAUAAUUAAAAUAAUUGUAAAAUAAGUAGAUAGCUGCUGUUAAUAUAAUACAGUACAUUUUGGGAGAUACAUGAGUGCUUGGGGGAGGGAGCCCUUAAAAUCAAAAUUUUCCAUUUCAGUUGGUUGAAUUACUGGAGGUAGUAACAAAUAGAUUUGACUAUAAAAUUAAGUUUUAAGAGCAUACACAUGGCAGAUUUUGAAUCUGCUCAUGCCCAUCUUUUAUUACCAACCACACUUUUUUUUAAAUGACUGGAUUGGAAAUGCUCAGACUUCCCCACAAAUGAAGCAUAGUUUUGGAACUUUCCUUUCAACUCAAGAGGUUCAUCUAUAUAUUUGUGCAAUGUAAUCACUGCUAUUUCUGCUUGGUUUCCUAAAAAGGGAGGGAAAGGCUCAGUGGUGAGGACCCUUAUGAAUGAACCUCACACCUGCAUUCUUCUUAAGUGCUGUUAUGAAAAGCAAUUUAUGUUUGUAGGGUUUUUAAGUCAGAAUGGGAAUGAUUGAGCUAAACUCUAUUAGAAGAGAAGGAAGAUUACAGAAAAGCAUGUUAUAUAUUGCUGCCGUUUUUUUUCUUCAAUUAAUUAAGUUGAUGAUUAUUUCAUACUUAGUGCUAUCAAACAAUUCCAGAUACUUUGGACUGAACAUGGCUUGUUAUAUAAAAUUACAUUUUUACAUAUAAAAAUAACCUAAAAAACAUCUAGUGAUAAAAUAUAAAAAUAAAGUCAGAUCUAGCUUCUAAAAAUCAUGAAUGACAUGAUAUUACAGAAUAUGCAAGUGGACAUUAAAUGAUGGCCUUGGUUAAAGUAGAGAGAGCAGAACAGUACAUACUCAAAUGUGUUCAAAAAGUAAAAAAAUUACCUAUAGCUCUACGAUAAAAUACAUGGAAAUAGCUUGCUAUUUUUAUAUACAUUUCCAAAAUAUUAAGAUAACUUUCUGAAAGAUUAGAAUGAUUCUGUUUAAAUAGCUGUCCUUUCCAACUCAUUGCUACUUUUUACAGUAAUGUAUCAUAAGUCCAGUCUGUCAUAUUUUUUUUUUUUGCAUCAGUCAUUAUGAAUACCAGACCAUUUGUAAGUGUGGUUGAAAAGCAAAAUGCUAAUUUACAUCUCUAGUAAAUACUGUUUCAGGAUUCAUGAACUUGAAUAAUUCUACAGUUUGAAACUCUGAUGCUAUAUAUACAUGGUAUAAUGUAUUCAGACUUUGAUUACUACAUAUUUAAAAUGGAAUGUUUUAUGGUUGUGCAUAUGGAUGUGAAGUGAAAUAUUUAGCCUUAACAUUAAAAUUUGGGUUUGAUAGUGUUUAUUUUGAUAUUGGUGAAUUAGUCACCAAUAAAUUUUUUAAAAGCACUUGGUUGAAAAUUGUACUUGAAUUCAUACAUGCAUGCUGCUAAACUAGAACUUUAAUUUCCCCCCCAUAAUUUUUUUAAGUACCAUUUAUAAAUCCACUUUUAAAAAUAACAGAUCCAAGUUAGAGUGCUGUGUGUAUAUUAUUCAAAAAUGUACUGGUGUGAUACCCUGUAUGAAUGAUCAUUUAAAUACAGUACAUUACUGUAGAAGCUAAAUCAAUCUUUAUAAUUAAGCAGAAAUUAUAAACCUAGGAAUAAUCAACAUUGUAAGAUAUGUUAAUAAAAACCUACUGUCAUUUGGUUUGUGAAAGGUCCUUAAAAUGUUUAAUGUUUACAUGUUUUUUCAAAGAUAUUUACAAUAAUGUAUGUAAGUGAGCACGGCUCAAAAGAUGAAAGCAUAACACAGCUAAUAAUUGCUUUAAGGUGGAGUUUAAGUGUAAAGGGUUUGUUUUUUCUUUUUUCUUUUGAGAGCUAGUUCCUAUUUCUGCUACCCUUGUGUUAAAAUUAAUGCAAAGCCUUUGCUAAGUGUAUGUGUUUUGGAAAGGAGUGGGGAGAAGAAAAUGGUUGUGCAGAUCUGAGGAACACUGCAUGGUCCUUGCUUUCUGAAAAUCCCCAGCUGGACUUUAGAAAUCUGAAGUGAUUCGUGAUAAUGGUCUUUUUGAAUGAUCUGUGGAGGUGUUGAAUUGACAGUCCUCAUCCCUACCCGUCCAUCCUGGAGCUCACCAGCCAGUCAUCACCAGCCAGUUAGGAAUCCAUUUAUGUUUACAAACCUUUCUUUCUGCUUUAUGUGUUUUGAUAUUUAUUGAUUUCUUUGACCUAGAAGAAAUGCUGACAAAAGCACUGAAAGCUUGGGGAGAACAACAGCACGAAAGGAGAGGUGGCCCAGGGGUCUCUUGUGUCUUCUCCAGGAUUGUCAUUGCUAAUUCUCAAGUUCCCAUUCUUGGCUCAUAUUUGAGGUCAUGUUGACAACAACAAAAGAAUGCAACAUAGUUUUAACCACUAGAAUCACCAAGACAAGAUACAUUUAUUGUAGCUUGGGGUUAUGCCUGACACUUGAGAAUUAGUGGGAGAGCAGAAGACUUGUUACUGUCUCAGUUCCAUUCACAGCACAUUGUUCUUUCUUUUAUCUCUGUGAUCUGACUGGAUCAAGCUCAUCAGGGGUGAGCUGGAGUGGACAGAAGGAUGGCAACGUCAUCACUUCUCGAUUUGUGAACUUCAGGUUCCCUUGAUAAUGAGGCAUAUCAAGUACUGAAGAGCUGUACCAUCUUAGUGUGCAGUAAUCUAGCAGUGGAGAGGAUGCCACUCCAGCUGAUGCAACACAAUGAAGAAGCAUAGUGAUACCGUGAGUGAGUUAAUAUGAAAUAUGACAGUACCAAGAUUGAUGUGGCAGAGCUCAAGAGCAGGCCAGAGAAGCAGGUUCAAGGGCACAGAUAAAUGCUUCAGCUUGAGAGGAAGGAAUAGGGGCAAGAGAAAGGAAAGAAAGUUUAAAGGAAGGAAAGGAGUCCUAUCCAUUCUCUCUUACCUCGGUGACAGAGUAGCAGGAUCAUCUGUUGAGAGUGAGCAAGUGUAGAAUAACUUGGGCGCUUGAAGUAAGUGGUGAAAGUUUAGACAUAUGGUAGGAGAGAAUAGGCUGGGAAUAAGAAGCACCGCAGAAGUCAUACUGAGGGCCCAGUAGGGUUAGGAGCCAUAUUUUAAUGGAGCCAGUUAGAAAGGUUUUGUGACUUUAUGAAGCCCCUGAGCCCAGCAGUCUAGGACCUGAAGGGUAGAAAUUAGACUGCUGAAUUCAUGUUUUGGGGAUUUGAGAGGUGGGUACAAUGUAAGGUAGUAAGAAAUUUGGGAGUGCUAGUUGAAAUGAGUGUAGGGUCCAUGUGGGAUAAAUUGAAGGGUAUAAUAUAAAUCACAAGAUUUAAUGUAAGCUUUCAAAGUUAUGAAAAUUGCUUUAGUGUUGAAGAAUUAAAAUUCACUUAUUUAG